CACAGCAUAAAAUGGCUCGAUUUUUGACGAAAGAACAACUGGAAGGAUUUGAGAAAUAUAAGUAUAACUCAAUCGAUACUAGCGUACUCAGUAAUUAUGUUAUGCAUCCGUUUUGGAAUUGGUGUGUCCAGUUUUGUCCAGUGUGGGUGGCGCCCAAUCUUCUAACAUUCAGUGGCUUUCUCUUGACGGUCUUUAAUUUUCUUCUGUUCUCGUACUACGACUACGGGUUCCAUGCUCUCACUGAGGAGAAUGUCACCAAUGACCAUAUUCCUAGUUGGGUGUGGGCUCUCACCGCUGUCAACCUAUUUGUUGCGUAUACUCUAGAUGGAAUAGACGGCAAGCAAGCGCGACGGACCGGCACUAGCGGACCGCUUGGCGAGCUGUUCGACCACGGCCUUGACUCCUACUCGGCUGUGCUGAUCCCCACUUGCCUUUACAGCAUAUUUGGACGGGACGAGCUAAGUCCACUGCGGUUCUUUUUCGUGGUGUGGAAUAUAUUCAUCAACUUUUACCUCACGCACUGGGAAAAGUACAACACUGGAGUCAUGUUCUUGCCAUGGGGUUAUGAUUUUACCAUGAUUGGCUCGUGCAUUCUGCUGCUUGUGACGUCAAUCAUCGGACCACGAGCUUGGCACAUUCAGCUGCCGGGCGGGAUUACCCCUGGACUCUUUUUCGAACUUGUGUUGUACUUUUCUGCCAUGCUGACUAGCCAAACGGUUAUCAUUUGGAACAUUUACAAGUCAUACCGAGAUCGCACAGGCAAGAUGCGGUCUUUUUGGGAGGCAGUGCGGCCGCUCGUCCCGGUGCUGACGUUCUUUACUCUCUCUGCGUUGUGGGCCAUUUAUUCGCCUACGAAUAUCAUCGAACGGGGACCGAGACUCUUCUAUUUGCUUAUUGGCACUAUCUUCUCAAAUAUCAACUGCCGUCUAAUCGUAGCUCAAAUGAGCGAUACGCGCUGUGAGAUUCUCAACGGCCUGCUGCUACCGUACGCUUUAGUGAUGGGCGUAGUGUUCCUGUUCCGGGUAUCGCCAAUGGCCGAACUGAUGUUGCUCACUCUGCUCACGAUCGGCUGCUCCAUUGCGCAUAUUUAUUAUGGCACUAAAGUGGUACAAGAAAUGUGUGAUCAUUUUAAAAUUCAAUGUUUCCAUAUCAAAUCAAAGAUACAGUAAGUAAAUUACUAAUAGAGCUGUAAUUGUAACUAUAUUUAUGGGAUGUAUUUUAUUGUAAUAGUUAAAGGGUUAAGGCAAUCUCGAUAUUUGGUGUUAGGUACUUUGUGAAACAUUUAUUACCCUGUAUGCGAAAAGUAAUGGGUUAGUUAAUAAGAGUCACGGGUGUGACUUCCGGACAUAUGUAAAAAUGUAGCUAUUUUACAGCAUUUUGGCGAUGAUAAACCCAGAUCGGAAUAGGCAAAGUAUAUUUACCAAAACUUCAAGUAAUACACUUAGGGUCAUAUUCCAGAACUCUACCCAAUGCUCAAGUCAGGAUUUGAGUACGGUUUAAAGCACUCGAAAUCACACUCAAGUCCCUGCCAUUAGGGUCGUAUUUCCAGUGCAAUCCUGACUUGAGCAUUGAGUUGAGUUCUGGAACACGACCCUUAGAGUGAUUCUUCCUCAAGAUAGAACGUAAAAAAAAAAUGUAAUAGUUAUUUUUAUUUACAAUUCUAAAUACACUAUCGUAGUUGCUACUUAUUAUUAUAUUAUAUUGUUUAUUAUAUAUUACUACUAAUUAUGUAUAAUUACUUAUAUAUGUAAUAACUAGUAUUAUAUUAUAUAAAUAUAACACUAAUUUCGGGCCCUUCACGGGUUCCAUGGUUACGAUUUAAAUCCGGAAAACUAGUUUUAUUUCUUAUGUGUAAGAAUCCCGAAAACUAAGAACUCGAUACUAGUUAGUUCAUAAUUAGUAUUAUAUAUAAUAACUAGUAACACUAAACAUAAUACAGUAAUUCCGGGAGUUGCGACGGAGGUAUUGUCCACUCAUGCGUAGCACUUUUUUGAAGUCUAGAUAUCUAUACUUUGCCUAUUGCGAUCUCAGUGGUAACAAAAAAGGCGCUUGCCGAAAAAAUCUUGCCUGUUCCUCUUGGAGCCGCACUAAUGUAAUACCCAAAUUACCUUUUUUAUUCAGACUGAUUUUAGGAUAGUUUGGGUUUAACCCAUGUCCAUAUUAUUUUUUUUUUCAACACAUUUUGAUGAAUCUCGACCAAGCUUCCAGAUGAUUAACAUCCAGUGGAUGAUAAUUUGUAUUAAUAUAUUACAAAACCUCCCAUAUCACUAAUUGAAAUACAAUAUUUCACGUGAUUUAUUUUUAUUAUUAUUUUAUUAUUUAAAAAAAUACGAAUAAUUUAUAACCAACAUUUUAGUUAAUAAAAAAUCUACUGUGAAAUAUUUUGAUCUUGAGGAUUUGUAGUGUUAAUCAAUGCCAAAGAUGUUAUUUAUUUAUAGCGAAUCACAGUAUUUGGGCAUUUAUAUUUUAAAGUUAAAUUUGCGUAUAUAGUGACAAGUUUGAUUUUGUUUAAAACUCCCAAAACUAGUUCGUUAACCUAGUCAUAUUUGCCUUGUCAUAGGUAUUUACUACAUACACGCUUGGCCAAAAGUACAAGCCACUCUAGCAAAACGCCAGCACUUCAUUUAUUUAAACAGAGUUUCAAAAUACCCAAAGUUAAUUAUAUAAGUUAAUUAUUAUUAUUUUUUUUUUUUUUGAUUGAUUGACUGGUUUAAAGUUAUUGUCAAGAAAUCAGCUUAUGGUGGUGGCAGAUUUGACAAUAAACAAUUGUCUAGGUUAGACUUUACUGUCCUGUUUAAAAUCUAUUUUAAUAUUUUGACAACAUAAUCACAUAUGUGACAGAUUUAAUUUUAAGUUGUUCAUGUUAUAAGAAUUUACCACGAUUUUCUUGUGUAGGGUAGCUAAUACUUUUGACCAAGAUUGUAUGGUGAAGUAUGGUGAUAUAUACCAAAUAUUUCAAGUAGAUGAUGCAUGUAGUCAAUUUAAAACAAUUCUAACCAAAACUUAGUUCAGUGAUAGUAUUUUUUAUAAUA
Messenger RNA from Hyposmocoma kahamanoa, 3032 nucleotides. Its product is annotated as ethanolaminephosphotransferase 1. The transcript has 9 exons. Bases 12 to 1169 code for a protein of 385 amino acids. Gene Ontology annotation, biological process: phosphatidylethanolamine biosynthetic process. Gene Ontology annotation, molecular function: ethanolaminephosphotransferase activity. NCBI's taxonomy places the organism in Eukaryota, Metazoa, Arthropoda, Insecta, Lepidoptera, Cosmopterigidae. The record is from RefSeq and is a predicted model, not a curated record. Gene Ontology annotation, cellular component: endoplasmic reticulum membrane; Golgi apparatus.